Molecule: messenger RNA, 7024 nt
Organism: Pelobates cultripes (western spadefoot toad)
Lineage: Eukaryota; Metazoa; Chordata; Amphibia; Anura; Pelobatidae
Source: the annotation of a GenBank genome assembly
AUGUCUCAUCACUCCAUAGUUGGGAUCUCUGGACACAAGCAUUUCAGCUCCUGUUCAAUGGCUUCAUCUAAACAUGGGAGCUCACAGCACACAUUCUCUCACUCCUCCAACUCUGCAAAUCAUGGUAAGAAGUCGAUACAUUGCUUUAGCAGCAGAAGUGCCUGUGGUAUGGGUUCCAAAGGACACAAAAGCUCACUGGGAAGUUUUUAUUCUGGGAAAAAUGGACACGCAUCUGGACAUGGAUCUGGACAUGGAGGUAUUGGCUAUGGAUUUGAGGGAUCAGCAUGCUCUAGAGGCAUCACCCCAGUUACUGUAAACCAAGGUCUUCUGGCCCCUCUCAACCUGGAGAUUGACCCAAGCAUCCAGAGAGUGAGGACUGAUGAAAGAAAUCAAAUUAGGGGUCUGAAUGACAAAUUUGCUUCUUUUAUUGACAAGGUGAGAUUAUUUGACAUGAUAAGUAGACUAGAGAGAAACAUCUAACCAGCAGAAGAUACAAUAUAUUUUUUUUUAUUACACUAUUAUCCUAUCAUGACAUGUCCUAUAAGAUGAACAGAGGAAUUUACAAUCUUUGCUUGCUGCAAGAGGUUCCACGGAUAUGGCUUUUAAAUAGUAUUUAUUGUAAAUGUUGAUUCUAACAUAAACCUAAGCUGUCUUCAUGUUUUUUUAAUGUCUUCUAAGAUUGAGUUCUAGUAAAUUUGCUCCACAGACAAUUAUAAGAAUUGUAUGUUUGUUUGUUCAUGGCUAAUACGAUAGCAGUUAUAUUUUCUAUACCUCUGAAUAUUAAAGCAGUAAUACUUUAUAGUACAUGUUCAUUUUAAGUGUUUUGAUUUGCAUGCAUAUAUAUAUAUAUAUAUAUAUAGACACAUUCAAAUUCUAUAACUUCUUUAUAAAAUGUGAUAUUCAAGAAAGCUAAAUUAAAAUCAAAUAAGUAAUGAAAUUCUUUUCAAUAAACUUUCUAAUUUAACCUUAGGUGCGAUUUCUGGAACAACAAAAUAAAAUGUUGGAGACUAAGUGGGCUCUCUUACAAGAACAAAAAACUGCCCAUUAUCAAAUUGAACCCCUGUUUGAAGCUUUUAUCAGUAACCUUAGGAGACAGUUGGGAAACCUGGGAUGUGAGAGAGAACGUCUAGAAGCAGAAAGGAACAAUAUGGAACAAUCUGUGGAAGAACUACGGGGAAGGUAUGUUGUUUUUUGUUUGUUUGAUUUUUAAACAAUCAAUUUAUAUAGCUAUAUUCAUGCAUUUACCCAGAAACAAAUUUUUCUGUAUAAUCUCUAGUAUAUUAUUUCACUGUUAAAAAUGAAAAUAAAAUUUUCUAAAGGGGCACUCUAUAUAUAUAUAUAUAUAUAUAUAUAUAUAUAUAUAUAUAUAUAUAUAUAUAUAAAACACUGUAAUUUAUUGUAGUGGAUUUAAAACAAAAUAUUUUGAGGCAAAAAAAGAAACUUCCGCCCAUCAAGUUCUGCUUUUUUCACAUAUGUUUUUGCUGUUGAUCCAAAAGAAGGCAAAACACCCAGUCUGAAGCGCUUUCAGUUUUGCAAAAAAUUGGGAAACACAAUUCCUUCUUGACCCAAAAUGGCAGUCAGAUUUAUCCUUGGAUCAAGCAGCUUUUACCCCACUAAUUAGAAAUUAUAUCCCUUAAUAUUAUGUUUCUGAAGUAUUAGCAAAUUGCUGCUGAAACAUCAGUAUAGACUCUGAUAAAUCCACAUCUUCAUGCAGGAAAUCCCACAUUCUUUUUGUUCUUACUGUAAAAAAAAAAAAAAACACUUUUCCUUGCCUUAGAUGAAAUCUCCUUUCUUCCAGCCUAAAUGCGUGUCCUAUGCAUAGCUCUGUUUAUGAAUAGAUUUCCAGAUAAUGGUUUAUACUGGCCCCGAAUAUAUUUGUAUAAUGUUAUCAGAUCCCCUCUGAGACACCAUUUUUCCAAAUUAAAGAGAUUUAAAUAUUUUAACUUUUCUUAUAUACUCCUUUUAGUAAAUAACCAGAUUGAACUUUUAACAUGUACACUAGCAAAACAUUUAAUUAAAACUGAAUUCCAUUAAGAAGAAAGGUUUCUGCUACAUAGCAAUUCUUAAUAAAUGUUAUUAAUAUUUAAUAUUUUAGGUUUGAAGAAGAAGUGAACAGACGCACCGCGGCAGAAAAUGAGUUUGUUGGACUAAAAAGGGUAAAAAAGGAAACUCUAUAGAUUUCUAAAAUGUAAAUGAAUAAAUCAUUAUAGAACAGUAGCAAUCCCCUUAAUGUAUAUAUUUCCUUAUUUCAGGAUGUAGACGCAGCUUUUAUGAACAGAGCUGAGUUACAAGGAAAGGCUGAGUCCCUGACUGAUGAGAUCAACUUCUUGAGGACUCUGUAUGAUGCGGUGAAUAUAUUUUCAUAUAUUUCAUUUCUGGAAUUUACUUAAAAGAUUUUAUUUUCUUUCAUAUUUGAAAAGUUCCAUAAAAAACAUUUUAUCUGCUUUUUAACUUUCUAGGAAAUUUCCCAGCUCCAGGCUCAGAUCUCAGACACCUCAGUGGUUGUGUCCAUGGAUAACAGUCGGGAUCUGGACCUGGAUGGAAUCAUUGCUGAGGUCAGAUCUCAAUAUGAGGACAUAGCUAACAGAAGCAGAGCUGAGGCGGAGGCCAUGUACCAGUCACGGGUGAGUCGAUUGAAGCUCAAACGCCAACUGAAUAGUAUGCAGAUUAUUAUUCACAGAGUAGCAUAAAACCAAAGCACAUUAUAUGUUUCACUUUUUGGGCAGUUUGAGGAGCUUCGUACAGCUGCAGGAAGAAAUGGAAAUAAUCUGCAGAGCAGCCGAGAUGAGAUCUGUGAGCUGAAUCGAACAAUUCAAAGAAUGAAGGGAGAGAUUGACAGUGUGAAGGCUCAGGUAAAACUAGGGGACACAUGAGUUACUAAGGUACUAAUAAAGCAUAACUGACUGAAACCCAUAUAUAUUGAAUUACAUGUAAGGCAGAGCCAUAUUGAAUAGUUUUUAAUUAUGAUUAUUGGAAAAAACAAUUAAAAAAGCAAGUAACUUAUUGGAAUAUUAAAUGGUUUAUUAGCGCUCUGCACUUGAAUCAGCAAUAAAUGAAGCUGAGGAACGUGGAGAAUCUGCUGUCAGAGAUGCCAAGAACAAACUGUCUGAGCUGGAAGGUGCUCUACAGAAGGCCAAGCAGGACAUGGCUCGCCAACUGCGAGAAUACCAGGAGUUGAUGAAUGUGAAACUGGCUUUGGAUAUUGAGAUCGCCACCUACAGGAAGAUGCUGGAAGGAGAGGAGGGCAGGUGAGUUACUGAGUCCUUAACAAAUUAAUUAUCUGUGUAUGACAGUGGGUUGAUUUCACUGAUGCGAGAUAUUUUAUGGCAUGCUGCAUUCUAAGGAAUUAAUGUUGAAAUCAAUAUCAAUAUGGAAAGGUGAGGGUGACUCUGGGUGUGUUAUAUGGUUAAAUUUUUGAAUCCCCUCAAAAAAGAGAAAAAAAGAAAACUUAGAGGUGGAUUAAAAACAAAUGAAUCAAGGAAAGAGCCCACUCAGACAUGCAACCUUGCUGCAAAUGAAUGAUCAAAUGUGCAAAACUGCUAAACUGCUAAUGCUAUAACUCUCCUCAUAAGAUAUCACCAUCCCAGGCUGAUGCUUGAAUUCAUAUGGUAUAAGUAGGAGAGAAAGUUGUGUCUGUGAAGUGCACACGGAUCAUUUACAAAGUAGCUAGAGCACUCAGUUAUAUUGAAGUCAACACUAAGUGGAUACAAAGUAUGUAUUACCUUGUAUACUUUCAAAGAAUUAGACCUCAGUGUGGAGUUGGCGUGGUGAGGAGGGAGAAAGGGACUAAUCUCUCAUACAGCGUGCGGAAUAGUAUCGCUAUCGAUAGCCAGAACUCUGUAUGACAUCCCUGUCGCCAUCCCACACACCCACUGCAAGAAAGGAUGAUACUAAGCUGAUUAUCUAAGAAAUCUAUGAUUAUGAGCGCAAUCACCUAACCAAAAUUUAACUAGCUAUCUAACACGUGUUUCGGAGCUGCUACACGCGCCUUCUUCCGAGACAAAUAACCAUAUAACCCACCCAGAGUCAUCCUCACCUUUCCAUAUUGAUUUUAAUCAAUAUAUUCCUUUCACUUUUCUUUUUUAAGCAGUAACUAUUAAAAGUUAAAUUUUAGCUGCACACACCAUUAUAGCAACUAAUUAGGGGGCGCCCUAUUUCCUUUGACCACCUUGGUCUUUCCUUUCUUUUUCUUAUAUUAAGAGAAAAAGAGAAUGUGAAGAAAUAUUGUUUUAAAAAGUUAUAAUUAAUUUGAACUAUAACACAGUGUCCCAUUAAAAUGGCCUUGUGUAUAAAGGGACAACAUAGAAACAUAGAAUGUGACGGCAGAUAAGAACCAUUCGGCCCAUCUAGUCUUCCCAAUUUUCUAAAUGCUUUCAUUAGUCCCUGGCCUUAUCUUACAGCUAGGAUAGCCUUAUGCCUAUCCCGUGCAUGCUUAAACUCCUUUACUGUGUUAACCUCUACCACUUCAGAUGGAAGGCUAUUAUAUAUAUGAUCUAAGUAUAUAUAUAUACACAUAUACAUACACACACGUACACUGUAUAGGUGUAUUUUACUAUUAAUAUAUAUAUAAUUAUAUAUAUAUAUAUUAAUAUCAAAUUACACAUAGACUGAUACUGAUUAAAUAUAUAUAUAAUUAUUGUUAUAUAUAUAUAUAUAUAUAUAUUUAUAUAUAAUAUAAAAAAUAUGUAAAUACGUUAAAAAAUAAUAAAAAAAUUAUAAAAAAAUAAUUAAAAAAUAUAUAGAUGUAUGUUAUUUCUUUCUAACUGUAUUGUGAUAUUAAUAUAUAUAUAUAUAUAUAUUUAUUUUAAAAUACACAUAGUACGAAAUAAUAUAUAUAUCUAUAUACAUAAAUAUAUAUGUAUAUAUCACUAUAUAUAUACCUAUAUAUAAAUAAAAAUAUUUUUAAAAAAUUAUAUAUAUAUAUAUAUAUAUACAUAUAUAUUCACAUAUGUAUAUAUAUAUAUAUAUAUAUAUAUAUAUAUAUAUAUAUAUAUAUAUAUAUAUAUAUAUAUAUAUAUAUAUAUAUACACAUAUACACACACACACACAUUAAUUCUACAUAUAUAUUUAUGUAAUAUUUUUACAUAAUUGGGUAUCUUAAUUAAUUACAAUUAGCGGGACCUGCCUGACAACCCAUGCCGAAAGUAAAGGGAAUUUAAUUUGAUAGCACUAUAUUUAACCCUAUAACUUUCCAAGACACCAUAAAACCUGUACAUGGGGGGUACUGUUCUACUCGGGGGACUUUGCUGAAUACAAAUAUUAGUGUUUCAAAAUAGUAAAACGUAUUACAACGAUGAUAUCGCCAGUAAAAGUGACCUUUUUUGCAUUUUUCAUGCACAAAGAGCACUUACACGGACGAUAUUAUUGCUGCGAUAAUUUUUACUGUUUUGAAACACAAAUAUUUGUGUUCAGCGAAGUCUCCCGAGUACAACAGUACCCCUCAUGUACAGGUUUUAUGGUGUUUUCAAAAGUUACAGCGUCAAAUAUAAGGCUUGUGUUUCAUUUUUUUCACAUUAAAAUUUGCCAGAUUGGGAACGUUGCCUUUGAGACCCUAUGGUAGCCCAAGAAUGAAAAUUACCCAUAUGAUGGCAUACCAUUUGCAAUAGUAGACAACCCAAGGUAUUGCAAACGGGGUAUUUACAGUCUUUUAUAGUAGCCACUUAGUCACAAACACUGGCCAAAAUUGGCGUUUUUGCAUUUUUCACACACAAACAAAUACUAACGCUAACUUUGGCCAGUGUUUGUGACCAAAUGGCUACUAAAAAGACUGGACAUACCCCAUUUGCAAUACCUUGGGUUGUCUACUAUUGCAAAUGGUAUGCCACUAUGGGUGUAAAUGUAAUUCCUGGGCUACUAUAAAGUCCCAAAGGCAACGUAACCAAUCUGGCGAAUUUCAAUUUCAAAUGUAAUGUGCUAUAUUUGACACUGUAACUUCCCAAAACACCAUAACACCUGUACAUAGGGGGUACUGUUUUACAUGUGAUACUUUGCUGAAUACAAAUAUGUGUAUUUUAUUGUAGUAAAAGCAAACAGUAUUAUGACAUUGACCGUUAAAAUGUCAUGUAGAACUAAAAAAAUAAAACAAAAUCUUAUUUUCUCCCAUUUUUUUUAUAUUAAAUUAUGUUUCAUAGCUAAAUAUUUGAUAUUAAAUGAAAGCCCUGUUUCCCCUGAAUAAAAUGAUAUAUAAUAAGGGUGGGUGUACUUAAUAUAAAAGAGGUGUAUUACGGUUGGAUAGACAUGUAGCGCAAAUGCCAGGUUUUGUUUACAUUUUGUUUCGUUCACAAUGCGUACAUUUGGCUCCGUCCUUAAGGGGUUAAAUAUAGUCUCCUCCUUUAAAGUGUUGAUUCCCUUUAUAUAUUUAAAUGUUUCUAUCAUAUCCCUCCUGUCUUGUCUUUCCUCCCAGCUAUACAUGUUAAGAUCCUUUAACCUUUCCUGGUAAGGUUUAUCCCGCAAUCCAUGAACCAGUUUAGUAGCCCUUCUCUGAACUGGUUCAUGGAUUGCAGGAUAAAACAACCACAUUGGAAAUUUCAUUACAAGUAUUCGCUCCUGUUAGCUAAUUAGAGAGAUAAUUAUCUAAUACUAAAAUAAUGUGUUUAUGUUUUAUUUCAGGAUGACUGCUCAUGGUUCAGUUAAUAUAUGUAAGUGAUACAAUACUUGAGAACAUUGAAUCUUAGAACAAAAUAAAAACCUUACAAACACACUGGUUAUAUGAGUGCUUCUCUUAAUGUACUUUUUAUUUGCUGCAUUGCUUCUCUGACAAAAUCUCUCCAUACAUUUCUUUCUAUUGAUACAGACAGUAUUAUCAAUAGUUAUUAAGGUGUUAGGUAUUUGUAUUUAUUGUCAUUUCUAUUUGGAUAAUAACUUGUAGCAUUAUUGUGUUUCAGCCGUGCUUCACUCCAGCACUGGAGGAAAGCACAGCUCAGGAGAGAAGUCCCACGGUACUAGUGGUCAACAUUACAGUGGAGGAUCCAGCGCAAGCAUCUCGAAAAGUAGAAACAGCUCUGGCCACGGACACCACUGCUAA